Heterostelium album PN500 is the source of this 1899-nucleotide messenger RNA. RefSeq lists its product as uncharacterized. NCBI's taxonomy places the organism in Eukaryota, Evosea, Eumycetozoa, Acytosteliales, Acytosteliaceae. The record is from RefSeq and is a predicted model, not a curated record. The transcript has 3 exons. The coding region runs from base 1 to 1899 and encodes 632 amino acids.
AUGGGUGUAGCUGCAAGCUUUGUCAACAACAAUCCAUUGCAAAUGCACAAGUUAAAGUUACUAAACUUUUAUAUCUCUAAAAAUCUAGAUGUUGUCAAUUUAAAUUGGGUACCAAGUGAAGUUUGUAACAACAUUAAUAGUCCAUGUAAUUUUACAAGUGAUCUAUUUUGGGGUGGAUCAGCACCGGUGCCAGGUGAUACAUUAUAUAAUAUAAAUAUCGAUGCCAGUAGUUUUGGUAGUCCUCAGUAUAUAGAGUUGAUCCUUGCUUACAAUCCAGAGCAAAUCGUUCUUUUCAACCUGACUGGACCAGUUACCUUUACUGUUUCCAAAGUGGCCGAGUUCAACAACACAGUGGUCAAUAAUGGAUCGACCGUUAUUGUCAAUGCCAAUCUGAAAUCGGAGCAGACAACAUUCACAAAUGGAUCGUUGCUGGUGCAUAUGGGAUCGACAGAGUUGAAUGGAGUCACCCUGUUUAAUGAAUUCUCAACGUUUAUCGUUGACCAAGAUGCCACACUGAUAUUGGAAGGCCAGACCGAUCUCUAUUGUCAGUUGCAGAUGUUGGGUCAAACUGUUUUGAACAUGGUAUACAAUCAUUACCCGGUGGUGUUCCAUGCCGGUGUUGUAAGCAACUUCAAAUUGCUGUUCCAACAAUCGAUCAGUUUCAAAGGUGUGUCAAAUCUUACUUUGGUCGAUGGUCACAACGGUGGAGAAUUCGUUUUGCUGCCAGGUGCCGAAAUAUACAUCACCGGUGACCUCUAUAUCACCGAUAUCGGAAUGUAUCCAGGCUCCCUACUCGAUGUCAACACCGAGCAAAUCACAAUUGUCUUGGGAUUGACUUUGGGAGAUACCACCAACUCUGCCACUCUCGUUGCCAACUCAAUUGAAAUCAACCAAAUCACUUCCAGAGGUACACUCAACGUACAGUCGCCAAACAUUGUCUUUAACGAUGUUGCACUGAUUAACCAAUUCAACAUCCUCGGUAACUCAAUCAUUGUUUUCAACGACAAUGUAACCAUCGAGGAUAUCCAAUCGUUAGGUAACAACAAUGAAAUCACAUUGAUUGCCAAUCAAUCUAGUUCUGCAACUAUCGCUCAGGUCUCACAGGAGGGAACCAUCCAAGGUCUUACCAUCCAAGUCAACGUCAAUGCAUCGUUGUUGAUUCCAUCGGCGUUUGCAACCACCGGUGACAUCGACUUGUACGGUGCCUGCGAAUCAAAGAAAUCGCUCACAGCAGGAAGCAUCUUUAUCAGAGAGUCUGGUUUGCUCAACUUAGACAACAAUCAGUUGAACGCCAAUCUCUUUUUCUACGGUGGACAAUUCAACUAUAACAAAGCGACAACCUUGAAUAUCGGUGGAUCACUCAACCUCAACAACGGUGCAUUCUCACCGACCUCCGACAUGAUCAUCGCCGGAUCGUUUGUGAUUGCACAAGCCAAUCUACAGUUGAUCAACACACACAUCCAAGUGCUGACAUCGAUGCAAAUUUCUCAUCAAACCAACAUCCAGAUUCAACAGAGUUUCCAACCGGGCAGCAACGGAGUGGCACCGAUCGAAGUACUCGGAACGGUCUCACUGGACGGUCAGAUCAACAUCAAAUUCCAAGAUCAAAAAUCGAUUGACUACUCACAAAACUACAAUAUCAUUAGCUCACAAGAUCAGAUCACAGGUAACUUCUAUGGUGUCGUUGCAUUACAAGCCACCGAGAAAUACGAAAUUAAAGUAAGCACCGGUAAACCACCCAACUAUGCUUACCUAUCGUUUGAAAAGCCAAAGUCUGGUCAUAUGGCAUCGUGGAAGAUCGGUUUAAUCGUUGUUUCAAUCAUGGUUGUCAUGGUUGCAGUUGGUUUCGGUUGGUUAUAUUACAAGAGAAAUGAUGGUUAUCUUAGAUUAAAUAAUUAA